AUGCCGGAGCAUUUCAGCAAAUGGAAGCUGAACAAGGCUGAGCAGAAGUCAGUCGAGGAAGAGGAGAAAAGGGUCUACGCGGAGCGCAAGACUGCUGGCGAUUCAGACGAGGACGCUCAGAAGGCAGCUUCAGAAGCCGCGGCGACCAAGUCGAAGGAGCUGUCAACGCCAAACCGUGAUGCUCUGAAGGAAGCAAAGAUGGUGAAGAGCCAGGUCAAGAAGAACCAGCCACAGUCGGCGGCGGCGGCUAUCGAUGCUCCGGAAACGGCGCCUCAGAACAACACCCAGUACUACGAAGCGCUCAUCGACGCCGUCAACGUGAUCCUUCAGUGCCCCACCUUCGUUGCGCCGCUGCCGAUCAACACCAAGCCGGGAGAAGACCAGUCGGGAGUUCAGGCAGUUUUCGACCCACGGGAGUGCAAGGCAGCAUUGACGAAGGAAGGAUGCUACAGGGCCGCGAUCAACUUGAUGUGGAUUGACCCAUUUGGGUCCACAACGCCCACAGUACCGCUCAGUGUGGAGAGGGUCCGGGAGCUCGGGCAAUUUGCUUGUCCCGCCGGGGAUGCAAAACACUUGACCGAGAACUUCACAGUCGCGGUCGACAGCCCGGACCAGGACAUGCUGGAUAGCAAGGGGAAGUGGAAGGCUGUGAGCCCGGAGGAAAUGCAGCACGCCCUGCUGUUCACCUUAGCGGAUGUCAUCAAAGACCAGGCGCCUGAUGAGAAGCUUGCUGCCUGGCGCCGGGUCUUCUUGUCGGCGCCGGCAGUGUUCAAAGUGGUGGGCGGGGGAGACAGCUUGUACUGGCACAGCUUCCACCGGAGGCAGCAAGUGGUGCAGACUUACGACUCCCUCAAGCCCACCUCAUUCAUGGCGAAAUCCUCCGUGAAAGGCGACAUGGCGGAUGGAUUCGUAAAGGACUGCCUGUUCGUCUAUGAGAAGUUGCUCGUGGACACAACCUGCAACGAGGUGCUGGACAAGUUGGAGAGCAAGUAUGGCUUGGAGUCGCCAUUGAACUCCCUUCAGAAACUUCGGGUGCUGAUUGAAAAAAGCGAGAACAUGGAGACCAGGCAAUGGAUUCUGAAAGUGAUUUGCGACAUGGUGGAGGGAGGAGCGCUUGAGCGCGAGACCAUCACCAAGACCUACCUCGCUGGGACGCCCACAGCCGCAUCGCUGGUCGAGCUGUUGAAGCUGAAGCGAACUGUGGCGCAUCACUUUUUGCAGGUGGAGAUGCCACGCAGCCAGUUCGACACUCAGGACCUUGCCAAGAUCCACUCGAAGAUCAUGACGAUUUGCAGCUACCGGAAAUACGUGACCUCACGUGCCUUGCUAACCUUGAAGGACAUCCUGUACACGACGACGCUCAACGGCCCCUUGAUUGCUCUUCUGAAGAAAGGAAAGGGAGCCAACCCGCUUGAGCUGCUCGAGAUCGAGACGUUCAGUCUACGAUGGAAGGCUUGCGUGGCAGCAAAAGACAAUGAACUAGCUGCAGAGAAAGCGCUCUACAAGGCGGCCGAGGAGGAGCAGGACGAGCAGGACGAGUGCACGAAGAUCGCGCAGGGCAGCGUGGCUCCGCAGCCUUCAAAGUACCCCAAGGGCUCGGCUGAGCAUUGGACAGCGACGGCAGCGCAACAGGUUGCGAUCUAUGUGUCGUUGCGGGCCGAGCCUCCAACCCAGUCUGCCGUUGCCCGGGCCGUAGGGGAUAGCGGCCUGAAUGGCGACCUCCGCGGCGUGCAGGGCAAGAGCGGUGUCAUGAUCCACUUUGACGCCAACCUGUUUGCAGAGGCCGCCAAAAGGCCUGACCGAAGGUUUCCGCCACUGAGCCCAGCCCUCAUGAAAAAGUUGAUCCACGGCAGCAUCAAGGGCCGCGGCGGCCUGGCGAACAAGAAGGUGGCAGAGGAUCACUUCGACCGUCCAAUUGACGGAGACUUCAUUUUCUUGAACGAUGCUGGGCGGAACGUGCUGGAGAGCGUCUUGGCGCCGUUCAAGUCGAAGGAUGGCAAGGGGGCCUUGGCGCACUACCUGGAGCACACGGAGAUCACGCUGUGCCUCAGCCAGGCAGGACGACGAUGUCCGUUUCAAAAAUCGAUUCUGUACUUAUAA
Effrenium voratum is the source of this 2100-nucleotide messenger RNA. NCBI's taxonomy places the organism in Eukaryota, Dinophyceae, Suessiales, Symbiodiniaceae. The record is from the annotation of a GenBank genome assembly.